This is a messenger RNA of Dentiscutata erythropus, 315 nucleotides long. The record is from the annotation of a GenBank genome assembly. Lineage: Eukaryota; Fungi; Glomeromycota; Glomeromycetes; Diversisporales; Gigasporaceae.
UUGAAACAACAAAUAGAAGAAUUAAGACAACGAGAUGAAAAACGAGUUGAAGAAUUAAGGCAACAAAGUGAACAACGAGUUGAAGAAUUAAGGAAACUAGAUGAACAACGAAUUGAAGAAUUGAAGCAACAAAAGGAAGAAUUAAGGCAACGAGAUCAACAGCGAAUUGAAGAAUUAAGACAACGAGAUGAGCGAAAUGAUGAAUUGAGAGAAGAACUGAGACAAAGAGAUGAAGAAUUGAAACGACGAAAUGAAGAAUUUCAGUCUUUGAGACAUAGAAUAUUUAAUGACUUACAAUAUCACGACGGAAAUUGA